This is a messenger RNA of Pristis pectinata (smalltooth sawfish), 12907 nucleotides long. Its product is annotated as chondroadherin-like protein. Bases 382 to 2286 code for a protein of 634 amino acids. Gene Ontology annotation, molecular function: protein binding. Gene Ontology annotation, cellular component: extracellular matrix. The record is from RefSeq and is a predicted model, not a curated record. The transcript has 5 exons. NCBI's taxonomy places the organism in Eukaryota, Metazoa, Chordata, Chondrichthyes, Rhinopristiformes, Pristidae.
UAGCCUUAGACAAUGGCAGGAAGCUCUCGACUUCCCGACCUCAGACUGGAUAGAGACUUGCCACACAGUUCGACAGACCAUUCACUGGUGGUAGGAGCCAGCUGCUGUGACAGACAACAUUCAGGGUGAACGGACCAUCCGACCUAAACACUGGAGGUGCCCGUGACACUAUGGUGGUCUGAUCUCUGAGCAACUUGAACUUGGCAGUAGAAUCUGUCUUUUUCCUCAGAGGGAACUCUGGUCUGCAAGUUCAUUUUCUCCACAUGCUGGCCCCUUUGGUGUACUGACAGGGGAUGGGUCACAGCCAUGGGUUGGAGCUUGUGGUCGUAGAUCCAUGCGGUUCCUCCUCAGAGGCGUCCCUCGCUCUGUCUGGAUCUGAAGAUGCCAUUCCUCAGAUUCCUCGUAUGCUCAGUGGCGCUGGUGCAGUACUUCACUCUGACGGCGGAGACCUCCGUGAACAUUCAGUGCCCCAAAGGUUGCAGCUGCUCUGCUUACCGCCAGCACAUCAGCUGUACCAACAUCAGCCUGGCCGAUAUUCCCACCCAGCUGCCCGAGAUCACCUCCCAGCUCCGUCUCAGUUCCGAACACCUGCCGGAGAUUCCAGCCAACGCUUUUCUCAGUCUGUCUGGUCUGACCAUUCUGUACCUAAACAACAACAACAUCAGCAGGCUCAAGCCUGGUGCUUUCAAUGGACUGAAUCAACUGGAGUUCCUGCACCUCAACAACAACAGUAUCGAAGAACUAGAAGUUGGAGCCUUUGAAAAUGUAACAACUUUGGCAUUUCUACACCUGGAAAACAAUCUCCUUACCGAUAUAGUACCAGGUGUGUUUUCCUCCUUGACAAAAUUGAACGUUCUCGACCUUCGCAACAACCGACUCACCACUGUGGCAGACCUUACAUUCAAGAGCCUUUCAGCACUGCGAUGGCUAUUACUCAGCAAUAACCAAAUCACUACCAUCUCCUCAAAGGCCUUCGCUGGCAAUAGAGUCCUCAGGAAGCUUUGCCUCAACAACAACAAUCUGACUACUGUGCCACUCCGUGCCCUGCGCGCCCUGAGGAGACUAGAAAUCCUGCAGCUAAGCAACAACAACAUGUCCAGUUUGAAGUCAAUCAUUUUUGAACCAAAGUUAAAGUUCCUGUCAGAGCUUUAUUUGGACAACACAUUUCUGGAUGAGGACCCUGCCCAGGCACUUUCCAGGCUUCGAAAGCUGGAGAUUCUGAGCAUGAGGAACAACCGCCUGGUAACCCUUUCCUACACCAAAUCCUUCAAGUCUGUCAAGUGGUUUGGACUGAGCGGGAAUGCCUGGAGGUGUGAUUGUCAGCUGAUCUGGCUCCGAGCGUGGCUUCUGAAACAGACCGAAGCAGACCAGAGAGAGGUGAUGUGUAGUUCACCCAGUCCACAUUCAGGGAAACUUCUGGUCAAUGUACAGCCGCAGUUUCUGACUUGUCCUCCAUACAGUUUUGAAGUUGCUACCACUCCAUCACUAACAGCCAAGAAUAAAACUUCCACUCCAAGAGGUCCUCCUCCUCCUCCUCAAGGUACUGCUCAGGCCUUGCCUCCAAAGGUGAGCAGCAAACAGACAAUUAUGAAGGUUAACACGAUAGAAAAGGCCCUCCCCAUGAAUCUUGACCCGUGUCUCUCAAAUCAGAUCAAACAGGUCACUGUGAGUGAAGUGACCACAACCACCUUGCUGGUGAACUGGGAUGUUCUGAAAGACAUGGGCGAUGAUUACGAGGUUCGCUACAGCACUGUUACACAAGUGCAAAGGCUUCGCAUGAUUGGAGGGGUUAGAGAAGUGGAACUGAGUCAACUCAAUGCUGGAACAGUUUAUAAAAUCUGUGUGAUCCCUCAGAGCAACAUCAUCAAUAAAUGCCAUCAGCCUGCUUCCAAUCAGUGCUCAGAAGCACAUACUUCAGGUAAUACAGAGUCUGUACAGUCUAAGAAUGCAUUAGUGGGAGGAAUCACUGUGAUGGUUAUUCUAUUAAUUACCAUUGCCUUAAUUGCUGCCUUCAAACUCAAGUCAAGGCACACAGGCUUCCAGAGACAUUAUGAUGAAGAUGCAUCCACAUACAUUGAACAUUUUGAAAAGGAUCAAAGCAAGGUGGACUUUGAUCAUAUUAACAGCGCUUUUGAAGAAGUCACUGAUGACAGCAAUGUGCAUUUUUCUCACUUGGCUCAAAGUCCAAAGGUUGAGGACAUGUGCACACUGGAUUGCUACAUAGCCCCUGAAGCUGAGUUUGGGGCCACACUCAAAUGUACAUCUUUAAGCAACGAUGCCUUGUAACAUACAGUGCCAAUCUGACAUCAUUGAUACAUUGUAGGCAAUGGGUAACCUGCCCGAUUCCAAAUGAACACAUGUCCCUUUGAAAGGAACAAGAUGCCUUCACUAAAAAUAUAAAAAUCAUUUAAUCCUUUCUGAAUCAUAUCAACAUUUACUUGUGCAUUGACUCUUUACUGGAGGAAUAAUUUGAACAGGGGGAAAAAAGAAUGAUUCAUGAAGACAUUUGAGCUUUCACUGCAAGUAACUGCAGCAUUGUGCUCAGCAUUUAAAACAGAGAAAGAUCUGAUGCUGUUACUGUUCAGUGAUUCCUGGCAUUGCUUGGCUAGUGUUUUAUCCUUCAAACACAGAUGAUGUGUCAUUAAUACGGAUCAUGUAGUCAUCAUCUCACUUAGUACAUGCAAAUUGACCGCCAUUUUUCCUGCAACAGUGAAUACAUUUCAAAAGUACUUUAUUGGCUGUGAAACACUCUAGAUAUCUUGAGGUUGCAACAGUAGAUAUAUUAAUGCAAGGCCAACCAUCUUUACUGGUGUCUCUGCUCUUUACAUAGAUUCAGUCAAUUGCCAAUGGUGCAAGGAAACCAUUGUGAAUUAGUCUCUGAAGUGACUAACUGGGCAUUGAGUAGUUUCAAUGUCACAUAGCCCUAUUCUCAGAAAAUAAAAUACACAUUAUGACACUGCCAAGAAAGUGAAUCCUUCAGAUAAAAGGUAGUACUCCCAAUUACUUCAUUUAGAGAGAUUGUACUUUGGUUAUAGCAAAAUAGUUGCUUUCAACAUGGAUGAUUUCAAAAUGAUCUAGCGAGACAUAUUGUGGUAUCAGACUGCUAUAUAAAAGGAAAGAGGUAUAAAACAAUGCAGAGCACUAUGCUUCACUCUAGGGACUGAAAUGCAGUGACAACAAAAGCACACCAAGCCCGGUUAGCCUCUGACAACAGUGGCAAAACUAUGACAACCUGAUACUCAUACUCACGCCGUCAUGUGUCUCAGCCAGCAUCCCAGACUAUUAGCAAUCCUGGGUAUUUCCUAUAUGACCAGCAGGAUAGACCUACUGUAUCACUGCCUCCUUUGUUCAGUGGCAAUUAAGGUUGGACAAUAAAUGCCAGACAAUAAAUGCCAAUAUUGUUAGAAACAUCCAGGUCUGUGAAGAAAUAAAUAGGAUAAAAGCAAAGCACAAUAGUUUACAUUUCUUAACAUCAACUCAAUCCCCGGGUGUCCCUGGGUCAAACACAGGUAGGAAGCCACGUGAUGAUCACUACUUGGAUAUCACUAUACCGGAAACAGCAAAGUACUCUGGCUGGGGGACUUCCCUCUCCAAGAAUGGCUUAGUCACACCAUCAUUAUCUAAACUGGCCAAGUCUUGAAGGAUAAACUUGUCAGAUUGAAGAGUAAAUGGUAAAUCAACAAGGAGAGAAAAAACCUCCUUGUUGUCAAUAAUGCAUAUGCCCGUGGUUGUAUUGAUGCAAAUGACCACUGCAGUCUUUGUGGAAAAUUAUUUGGGUAUGCCCCAUCGGCAAAUGCUGGACAAAACCAAUCUAAUGGACAAGCAGCAUUUAUUUCUCAAUAAUCUGUUCACCAAAGCUCUGUGUUCCACCAGGAACAUUCACUUCUUGUUUGGACUGGAAAUCUGCUGGAUUCUGUCAGCCAGAGUGGGAAUCUAUCAGGAUUUUAGAACAUUGCAUACCAGGAACUUUGGCUGAAUGGAAAUAAUAACUAGACUAUUGUGCUUUGCAAUCUGCCAGAUUUUCCACAUCAGAUUUUAAGGACAAAACUAACAUUCCAAUCAUAUGACAUAUUGACCAUCUGAUGCAAGAAAAUCAGUGAGAACAAGUCAGGAAAUGGCUGCUCUGAAAGACCUUUUAUAGAUAGAUCAGAGGGAACACCAUGCUCUUCAGGAAAUGGCUUGAGCGCCAAUAGGAGGACAAAGCUCCAACUGAAAACCCACAGGAGAUUAAAUUCAACACCAAAGAUUCUGAAGUUGUUUAUCACAUCUUACGUAUUCUGUUCUUAGCAACAAACUUUAGAUCAUGUCACAGAAUGCAAUACCUCCAUGUUCCUGUUUACGGUUUUCCAACGUCCUCUAGUUUUAUUCACCUCUGAUAAGGGGAAAAGUUUCCUGCAGUCUACCCUGUCUAUACCCCUCAAUCAUGUCCCUCUCAACCUCCUCUACUCCAAGGAAAACAGAACUAGCUUCUCCAAUCUCUCUUCGUAACCAAAAUGAUCCAUCCCAGGCAACAUCCUGGUGAAUCUCCUCUCCAGCUUCCCCAGCACCAUCAUAGAUCUUUUUUAUAGUGUGCUGAUCAGAAAUGCACAUAGUACUUCAGCCAAGGUCAAAUUAAUGUAUUAUAAUAAGUUGGAGCAGAACAUCUCUGCUCUUGUAUUCAAAGCCCUGACUAAUGAAGCUCAGGAUCCCACCUUCUUAACCAUGUUAUCUACCUGUUCUGCCAGCUUCAUGAAUCUUUGGACUUGCAUGUCAAAUUCCCUCUGCUCCUCAAUACUUCCAUUCACAAUGCAUAUCCUAGCUUCAUUAGUACUCCCAAAAUAUAUCCUCACAUUCUUCAGGAUUAAACUCCAUCUGCCAUUUCUCAGCCAAUUUUGCCAACACAUCAAUAUCACCCCGUAACCACACUGCCAAAUCUACCAAUCUUAAGAGUCAUCUGCAAACCAAUUGAUCAUUCCUCCUAGAUCCACAUCCAAAUCAUUCAUGUAUAUUAUAAACAGCAGGGGUCCCAGCACCAAUCCCUGUGGAACACCACAAGGAUCCAAUCACAAAAACAACCUUCUACUAUCACCCUGUCUCCUAUUGCCAAGCCAAUUUUGGAUCCAAUUUGCUAAUUUGCUCUGGAUUCCAUUGGCCAUAAUCUUUUGGACCAGUCUCCCAUGUGGGACCUCAAAGGCCUUACAGAAGUCCAUGUAAACCGCAUCUACUGUAUGUGUGGAAAUCACUACUGUAUGUAAAUAUGUUUUCACCUCUUCAAAAAAAAAAUUCAUUCAGAUUGGUCAGACAAGACUUGCCUUUGACAAACUCCGCUUGCCAGCUCUGAUGAGUUCCUGCUUUUCCAAGUGAUUAGUCCUAUCCCUCACAUUUUUCACCAAUAACUUCCCUAGCAACGAUGUUAGGCUCACAGGUCUGCAAUUACCAGGCUUUUCCCUGCUGCCUUUCUCAAAAAGGGUGACAUUUGCUACCGUCCAGUCAUCUGAUACCUCACUUGUGGCCAAUGAAAAUUUAAAAAUCUUAGCCAGAGCCGCAGCAAUUUCUUCGCUUGCCUCCCAUAGCAGUCUGGGAUGAAUCUCAUCCAGCCAUGGGGAUUUAUCCACCUCCAAGCCCACUGAGGCAUCGAGCACCUCCACUUUAUGGAGACUUGUACCAGAAUUUCACCUUCCCCCGACUUCUCCAACUAUGGUCCAUUUCCUAUGUGAACACUGAUGAAAAGUAGUUAUUUAGGACCUCACCAUCACCUUCUGGCUCCACACACAGAUUGCCCAUUGUCCCAAAUGGGCCCUACUCUUUUCCUGGUUAUUUUAAUAUAUAAAAUGCCUUCAGAUUUCUUAAUCCUGUCUGUCAGUGAUUUUUUGUGACCCUUUCCUAAUCCCCUUUUUAAGUGUUACCUUACACUAUCUAUACUCUUGAGGGGCUUCCCCCAUCUUAAGUUCUUUAUACCUGUUAUACAUGCCCCUUCUCUUUAUCCAACCCUCAAUAUCCCCCAACAUCCUGGUAUCCCUGCACUUGUUACCUUUGGCUUUUGCUUUUACAGGAACAUGUUGGCCCUAAACUCUUGCUAUUUCUCCGUCUAAUGUUUCCCACUGUGAUUUACCUGCAAGUAGAUGCUUCCAGUUUACUUUUGCUGGGUCCUGCCUUCCCGCAAUUUAAGACCUUUAUUCCUGGUCUAUCCCUACCUUUUGCCAUAUUCACUUUGAAAUAUAUGGAGUUAUGGUCACGAUCUCCAAAAUGCUUCCUCAAUAAUCUAACCAGCUAUAUUCCCCAAGGUCCAGUUAUGCUACUUCUCCCAAUGGUUUAUCUACAGGUAUACACUGCAUCAAAAAGCUCUUCUGAGAACACCUCAGAUUUUGCACGCUUUGAACCUUUUAUGUUAAAGCAAACCCAGUACAUCCUUGGGAAAUUGAAAUCCAAAUCCACUAGAACUCUUACCUUUCUUUUAAAUCACAUCUCUCUGCUAUUUGCCUACAUAUCUAUGCCUCUAUCUCUUGUUGACUAUUAGGUGAUCUGUAAUAUACCCCAAAAAGUGAUGACAUCUUUUUUGUUCCUAAUCUCUACCCACAAACACUCAUUUGAGGAGCCGCCUAGGAUAUCCUCCCUCAAUACUAAAGUAAUACGUUCCUUGUCUAAUAGUUUAAUGCCACUUUCUCACCUGAAAAUUCUGUACCCCAGGAUAGAGUUGCCAGUCCUGCCUGUCUUUCAACCAUGUCUCAGUGAUGGCAACAAUGGCAUAGUUCUGCAUAUUAAUUUAUAGCUUCACCAAGAACAACUGACAGCAUUAGGCACAGAUCAAGCAGUCUUCUUGAUCAUAGAAUCUAGAGUUGGAAACUUCGAUCGAUUGAUUGAUGCUUCAUUUGUGUGGAAUUGCUAAAACUGACAUUUGACACAGUUGUAAAUACCUGGUUCCUCCACUGCUGAUGCACCAAGUCUGCAAGAUACACCACAGCAACUACCUGAACUUUAUUUUUGAAACUCCAAAACCUGUAAUAUUACCUACAAAGACCAAAGGCAGCAGAUGCACAAGAAUCCUAUCAUCUUCAAGUCACACUGACCUGAUGUAGACAAUGUAUUGACAAUUUCUUUGUAAUAUUCAUCUCAACCACCUAAAAAGAUUGUAGCAGUUCAAGGUGACUACUCAACACUUUAAGGCUAACUGGAGAUGGGCAACAAAUGCUGGCCUUGCUAACAAUGUGCAUAAACCAAGAAUGAAUUAAAUAAAGUACUCUGCAGGAAAAGGUGUUAUUCCUUUAUUCACAAGAGACUGCUAAGGCAGCCAGAUGAUGUUGCAUCAAAUAACGGAUGUAAUUCAAACUACUCAAUCAAUUAUUGCCCUGGGUACAAUAAACUUUAAUAAUGCAAAUCAAGACCAUAAUCAGCUGCAACUCAGGCAGAAAUGCUUCUCUGUAUUUUUUUCUCUCCAAGUUGUUAUAAUGAGGCAGCAAAAAAAUCUAUCAUGUUCUAUGUUCCUUCAUUACGGCAACUACUUUUUCCCCUGUAUUUGUGCUUCAAAUAAAGUCAUUGACAAAUAACAAGUUUUUCAAAUUGAUUUUAAAGCUUUUAGUUCCUCCACAUUUCUGCUUACCCUUCUUUUGCAAAGACUGUAACUCCAUGUCAGGACUAGUGUACAAGAUACCAAUUUGUUAAGAAGUCUGAAUCAGGGAGAAGUGGUUAGCUGUCUCCAAGCUGGGGCUUAAAAGCCUAAAUAGAAGUCAAAGGAUGUACAGAGACACAAGCUCUGGUUACAUUUCUAAAAGCUGCACCUUGCUGAUAUCCAGCUCUAAACAUUAUUAUGAGCCCAUGGACUCCCACAGCUACCUUAACUAGGUUUCCUCCCAUCCUGCUUCCCCAUUCCAGUUUGUCAGUUUUUCCAUCACAGGUUUUGCAAUGACACCACCUUCCAUAUCAGUGCUUUGCCAUGUUUUUUUUUCUUUAAUCGUGGCUUCCCCUCCAUGUAGUUGACAGGGACUUCAACUACAUCUGUGCCAUAUCCCAAACUUUUACUCUCACCCAGAACAGGGAUGGGGAUUCCCCUCACCUUCAUCUUCCACUCUAGCAACAGCCAUAUUAAAAAAAACAACUUCCCACACCCAGGCACAUCUCACCCCUCUCUUAUUAUGAAGUGUUUGCUUACAUUUGGUUUAAUUUUCCAUAUCCACUGAUACCCGCACCCCUUCUCAUGGCAACUUCCCACAAAACCACAGGAUGCAACACCCAUAUUGAGCUCCCCUGCAUCGUCUAUGAACCCAAACACACUGUCCAACUGAAGUAUUACUUAUAAUUAUUCCAAUUUGGUCUUACAACUUAAGCAGUCGCUCAGGAUUGAAGCCACCUUGCUUCCACUGAAGAAUGGAAGUUGAGUGCAGGUGAUUUCUUUUAACAUGGAUAGCCAUUGCACAACAGCUACCACAGUCUUGACAGAAUGGGGUCUUGGCCUGAUGACAAGGAGAUCCAAUGCAACCGGACAGCAGGCUCUGCUACAGACCUGAUACAUACAGAUGUACUCUGACCACCCACUCACCAUGAAUACAGACAAUAUUGUGCAUACUAUCCCAUACUGAUCCUAAACAUCCCCAACUCCCGCCCCCCCUUUAUUCUGCCUUACUGUCCCAAUUUCCUUGGUCCCCUACAUUUUCAGCUCCCUCUUUUGCUCACCACCUUUCCAGUUUACUAAUUUCCUCUUCCUUCCCCUCUUAAUUCUCACAUAUUUACCUGGCCCAACUGCUGCCCAGUCUCCAGCUGAAAGCUACUGUAAGAGUGAAGCCAUAGAUAAUUAUGGUUCCAAUACAGGGUACUGCAUUCUGUGCUUAUGAUGUAGUCUCCUCUGUAUUGAGGAAACCAAACAUAUAUUACUUUGUAGAGUACUGUAAUUUAAUCUGCAAGGUUGACCCUGAACUUCCAGUUGCCUGUCAUUUAAUUCUUUACAUGUUUGGCCCCCUGCACUGUUCAAAGCUCAAAGAACAUCUCAACUUCCAGCUUAGUACAUUACAAUCAAGACUCAAUGAAUUCAACAAUUUCAGAAAAUCAUGCAACUGACAUUUUUCCCUUCUGCUUUUCAGAAUUCAUUCAUUCAGCUCCAUCAGACAUAUCUUUACCACCCUCUUUCAACCAGCACUGUGUCAUUCACUCUCUCCUCAGUUUCCCUUUUAUAAGCCCCUUUACCUCCCCGCAACAAUUUCAAACCUUUUCCCAGUUCCAAUGAAAGAUCAACCAGAAACGUUAACCAUUUCUCUCAGUUUCUGCCCAUUCUGCAGAAUAUUUCCAGCAUUUUGUUUUAGUUCAGGUUUCCAGCACCUGCAUUAUUUUGAUUUGGUGUUAAAAUUACUUCAUAGUGCUGCAGCCCUCAGAUGAUGACCCUAAUGGUGCAGAUAUUCUACUUGCAUGACAUGAAUUGAAGUCAACUGUAUGACCACCUCUGUACUCUAGCAGUAGAAAACCCCAAAUCUGUGCAUUAAAUAUUCCUGUAAUUAUUUCUCCAAAUACCACAGCAGUAUUUCAAGACACAAAUGACCCCAAUGGAAAAAUUCCUUUCCACACCUGAAGUUGGAAUGGCACUGACCACUCGCUCCCACUGAACUUAAAGUAGAACUUCCCUUUUGAGAAUGAUCAAUCAUGCACUACCACCGUCUAAAGGGAGGUGAGACUACACUGCAGAAACAAGAAUACUCCCUCCCUCGAUCAAAGUCACAGCCUGGUAUUAGAAGAGGAAGAGAGCAUAAAAACUCCUACCUCAUUCAAAAUUACAAAUCAGAGUGAAAAGAUGGGGACCACAUCAUCUAAUUGAAAUGGUAGCCUAACUUUGUGAAUGAAUGAGCUUAGUACAUAACACAAAAUAAGGUACUUGACAAAAUAGUACACUGCAACUCCCUUCUCUCAAAUGUGACAUUUGUUUCCCUCAAUAAGACAUUGCUCUUGUCAUAGCACUUGUUGUAAUCAUACAGCAUGGGAACAGGAAAUUUGGUCCACCACAUGCAUGCCAACCAAUGGGCUCCCAUCUGUAUUAAUCACAUCUUCCAGAACUUAUCCUGUAGCCUACAAUGCCUAGGUGAUUCAAGGGCUCAUCUAGACAUUUAAUGUUGUCAGCAAUUCUGCUUCUAUCACUCUCUCAGGCAGUCAUUCCAGGCACACCACUCUUUGGUCGAAAAAGAUCCCCUUCAGAUCCUGUGAAUAUGCCUGUCUAAUGGAGGGACAUAGAUCUUGUGCAGGCAGAAAGGAUUAGUUUAAAUUUGGCAUUAUUUCUGCAAAGACAGUUUGCUGAAGGACCUGAAGCUGCAUUGUACUACGUUCUAAAUCUUUUGCCCUAAAUCUCUCCUCUAGUUUUAUUCACCUCUGAUGAGGGGAAAGAUUCCUGCAGUCUCCAAUAUAUACCCCUCAAUCUUAUAUACCUCAAUCACAUCUCUCUCAACCUCCUCCACUCCAAGGAAACCAGACCAAGCCUCUCCAGUCUCUCCUCAUAACUGAAAUGCUCGACACCAGACAACAGCUUGAUGAAUCUCCUCUGCACCUUGUCCAGUGCUGUCACAAAUUUCCUAUUGUGUGGUUUGCAUGCCCUACUCUAGCUGAGGUCUGACCAAUGUUUUAUAAAGUUGGAGCAUAACUUCCUGGCUCUUGCAAUCACAAAGCACCAACUAAUGAAGGCCAGUAUCCCAUAUGCCUUUUUAACCAUGUUAUCUAUUUCUGCUGUCACCUUUGAGAAUCUUUGGACUUGUACAUCAAGUUCCCUCUCUCCCUAGGACACUACCAUUCAUGGUUUAUGUCCCAGCCUCAAAAGUACUCCCAAAAUUAUUUACCUCACAUUGUGGAUUAAAUUCCACCUGCCAUUUCACCAACAGAUUGCUGUCACUGUGUAGCCCAGGAUUACCUGCCACACUAUCAACAAUUCUACGAAUCUUUAUGUCAUCUGUGAGUCUCCUGCAUCCACACCCAAACCAUUCAUGUAUAUUAUAAACAACAGUCUCAGCACCGAUCCCUGUGGAAGACCACUAGUCACAAAUACAACCCUCCUAUUGUCAAGCCAAAUUUGUAUCUUACUGAUUAUGACCCAGGAAAAGGCCUCUCAACACUCCAGAUCCAGGCCAAUUCUCAGCAGAACAAUCUCUUAAGUCUAAUACCCUAUAACCUAUUAUUUGCCACUGUUCUACACAAGCCUUAACUUACAGUGGCCCAUCAACCUACCAGCACUUCUUUGGGGUAUGGGAAAAACUGAAGGACCUGGGAUAUCCACUCAGUCACAGGGCAAAUGUGCUAAUUCCAGAAAGCACCCAAGAUCAGGAUUGAAUUCAGGUCACUAACUGCUGUGAUACUGUCACCAACAAAAUGAUAAGCCAAUGUAUCAAGCAGUUGGAGCAUCUGGGGAUUAUACCUAGACCACUAGAUGUUAUGCACCUUAAAUGCCAAAUAAGAAAAAUACCUCUACACCAACAAAAUCCUACCUCACGGGUAGUUUUAUCCCCUAAUGUCUAACCUCACUUGAUUUGAGACCUUUAGGUAAUUAAGUCUACAUAUACAACAGCACAGGAGGCAAAUUAUUUUUUAAAAAUUACCUCAAACUUUGACAAAAUUAAGAGAGCAAUUUUGUUUAAAUCUGAAGAUGUGCUGGGUACUAACUUGCUUGGCUUUUGCUAUUCUCUCCUGCAGAAGAGGGAUGGGCAGAUUCAUCAUUCCAGGAUAUUCACUUCUCUGCAAGCAGGCUUUUGGGUGCACCAGUGGAGAUGAACUGCAUUCUGCCUAGAAGCUGUUUUUCUCCUGUGUUCCCCCUAUCCUUCCAUGACUGACCAGAUGUUAGGAAUUCAACAUUCAGCAAUAAAACAGGGAGAAUCUACUUUUUCAUGCUUCAUGGGGUGCUACACCGAUGGACCCAUCAGAAGUAAAACAGAUUUCCCCCCUCUCACUAUAGCUCUUAUGACUAUCAAAUCAGCAGUCAUUCUUUUCUCCUUCAUUUAGGGGAAGUUAGAUCUGUUUUUACCUCAACUAUUCUGUUGUAUCAAGCCAAGUUCUACCAGACUGCGACUAUGGAAAGGGUUCCUGAAUUCCCUACUGGAUCCAAGACUUAAAUGUUAUAAUUAGGACUCUUGAGUGCUGAUUUCCUCACAGGCAGUAAGUACAAACACCUUCUCUACUUGUACUCUAUUAACUUUUUCAUAAUUUUGCGGACCAUUCUGAACAAAAUUCCCAGAUUUUUCAUAUACCCGAUAGUUACAAACUCAAUUCUAUUCAACAGAAACACAAAUAGCAGCAGUAUGCCAUUCAACCCCAUGUCUGCUCUGCCAUUCAAUACCUCUUUUUUAUCUCCUUGUUCAUUUCCUGCACUAUCCUCCUAUUCCUCAAUCCCCUUAAUAUGCAAAAAUCCAUUCACUAUAUUCAAUGACUGAGACUCUGUAGCCCUUGAAUAGAGAAUUACAAACAUUUUAUAUCUAGUCCCUGAUGGGUGAGCCCUUUGAGUCUGUGACCCUGGUCCAAAAAGCACCAGCUAGAGGAAAUCAUUCCUCCACCUAUCAACUCCUUGAAGAACUGUGCGCAUUUUGAUUCGAUCACUUCUCAUUCUUCUAACUUCUGGAGAAUACAGCUCAAUCUGCUUACUCUCUCCCAAUUAGACAAGCUCUCGUCAUUCUAGGAAUGAAUCUGGUGAACAUAUCCUGCUCUCCCCAUCACAAUUUAACUAUUCCUUAGGUAGGGAGACCAGACCUGUACACAAGCUUCUAGUUAUGGUCUCACCAGGGCUCUAUUUAAUUCUCUUGCAAUAAUAGGUGCCUUCCAAAUGACAAGCUACACCUGCAUGUUGAUUUUCAGUAAUUUGCACAGAAACCCACACCUUCUGGUCUCCUACCAUUUAAAAACUACUAUGGUAUUGUUUUUCUUUGCGUCUUUUCCGGUUUCUCUAUAUUCUUUUUCCAAUAGCAAGAUAUACAAUAACAGU